UCCGGGCAGCCAUGGCGGCCUACAGCAAGUACCUCACGGCCCGAAGCUCGUCCGUGGUGGGUGCGGCCGUCCUGGGCCUCUGCCUCCUGCACAGGCAGCGACAGCGGCGACGACGACGGCUGCAGCAGCAGCAGCAGCAGCAGCAGGACUCCGCCCUCCAAGGCAAGAAAAGUGGAAAGCCACCAUUACAGAGCAAUGAGAAAGAGGGAAAGAAAGAGCGGGCUAUGGUGGACAAAGUGUUCUUUGCAAGGAUCCGGCAAAUCCUGAAAAUCAUGGUCCCCCGGAUGUUUUGUAAAGAGACAGGUUAUUUGUUACUUAUUGCUGUUAUGCUGGUAUCUCGCACGUAUUGUGAUGUUUGGAUGAUUCAAAAUGGAACCCUCAUUGAAAGUGGUAUCAUUGGUCGCAGCAGAAAAGAUUUCAAGAAAUAUUUGUUCAACUUCAUCGCUGCCAUGCCUCUUAUCUCUCUGGUGAAUAACUUUUUGAAGUUUGGGCUAAAUGAACUUAAACUGUGCUUCCGAGUAAGACUCACCAAAUACCUCUAUGAGGAAUAUCUACAAGCUUUCACAUACUAUAAAAUGGGCAAUCUAGACAACAGAAUAGCUAAUCCGGACCAGUUGCUUACUCAAGAUGUAGAAAAAUUCUGUAACAGUGUCGUUGACCUGUAUUCCAACCUUAGCAAGCCAUUUUUGGACAUAGUUUUGUAUAUCUUCAAGCUAACAAGUGCAAUUGGAGCUCAGGGCCCAGCUAGCAUGAUGGGAUAUUUGCUUAUCUCGGGCCUACUCCUUACCCGUCUCAGGAGACCUAUUGGUAAAAUGACUAUGACUGAGCAAAAAUAUGAAGGAGAAUACAGAUAUGUCAAUUCAAGGCUUAUAACAAACAGUGAGGAAAUUGCCUUCUACAAUGGGAAUAAAAGGGAAAAGCAUACAAUUCACUCAGUCUUCCGCAAACUGGUGGAGCACCUACAUAAUUUCAUCUUGUUCCGGUUCACUAUGGGCUUCGUCGACAGCAUCAUUGCCAAAUAUCUGGCCACUGUGGUCGGUUAUCUCGUCGUCAGUCGUCCUUUUCUGGAUCUGUCUCACCCUCGCCACCUUAGGAGCUCGCAUUCCGAACUCUUGGAGGAUUACUACCAAAGUGGAAGAAUGUUACUGAGAAUGUCUCAAGCCCUGGGCAGAAUAGUCUUGGCUGGUCGGGAAAUGACCAGAUUGGCUGGUUUCACUGCUCGGAUUACAGAAUUAAUGCAAGUGCUAAAGGACUUGAAUCAUGGAAAAUAUGAGCGUACAAUGGUUUCCCAGCAUGAAAAGGGUGCUGAAGUAUCCCUGCCCCUUCCCUUGAUACCUGGUGGUGGAGAAAUCAUCAAUGUAGAUAAUGUUAUCAAGUUUGAUCAUGUUCCUUUAGCUACGCCUAAUGGGGAUAUUCUGAUUCGCGAUCUGAAUUUUGAGGUUCAAUCUGGGGCAAACGUUCUGAUCUGUGGUCCAAAUGGAUGCGGGAAGAGUUCACUUUUCCGUGUUCUCGGUGAGCUCUGGCCUCUCUUCGGGGGCCGACUAACGAAGCCUGAAAGAGGAAAGUUAUUUUAUGUUCCCCAGAGACCCUAUAUGACCCUUGGGACACUUCGAGACCAAGUGAUUUACCCAGAUGGAAAAGAAGACCAGAAGAAGAAGGGGAUAUCUGACCUAGUGCUGAAAGAAUAUUUGGACAAUGUCCAGCUGGGCCAUAUCCUGGAACGUGAAGGAGGCUGGGACAGCGUUCAGGAUUGGAUGGAUGUUCUCAGUGGAGGAGAAAAACAAAGAAUGGCGAUGGCAAGAUUGUUUUACCACAAACCCCAGUUUGCGAUCUUGGAUGAAUGCACCAGUGCCGUGAGCGUCGACGUUGAAGGUUACAUUUACAGUCACUGCCGGAAGGUUGGCAUCACCCUCUUCACCGUGUCUCACAGAAAGUCUCUUUGGAAGCAUCAUGAGUAUUACCUGCACAUGGAUGGCCGAGGCAGUUAUGAGUUCAAGCAGAUUACCGAAGACACGGUUGAGUUCGGAUCCUAAACCGAAGAACUGCACGUAUUCCCACCGGAAAUGGGAGAAUUACUACAGGUGGCAUGUAGAACUACACAACCACUGUAAAUUCAAACUUUUUAGCCUGUUUUAAAAACCAAACUAGGUACAGAUUAGUCCAAAAGAAGUAUCAUGUAGAUUAUUGCUAAUUGUGUAUAUGUUGGUGUAAUUAUUAAUAUGUACUAAGAAUGUCCUUAUUCUUGUGGUUAAAAACCUGCCUAAAUGAAAUUGGGCUUAAAUCAGUGUAACCAGAUUCAUCAUGGGAUGUAAACCAGUCGAAGUCAGCUAAUCUGGCUCUUUUGGACCUUGCUCCUUCCUCCAGUGAAGAGGCCGUUUCAAAUUGGGGUCGCUCCCAGUCCAGGGCUCUCAAUUGUCUCGUGACUUACGUUCUGAGAAUCAAAAAAGAACAAUCCCAUAAUGUAUUACCAAAAUCUUUUUCAUCGCUGCAUAAACAUCACUGGUUGGAUAGUGGCAGAUUUCCAUAGCUGCCCCUGUUAAACUGACUCCUGGUAUCCUAGAGCUGUCUAGAAAGCCUUUACUUUUCCGAGUCACAAAUGUAGCCUUUUCCAGGACCAUUUUGGGUUGUGUCAAUCAAUCAAUCAAUCGUAUUUAUUGAGCGCUUACUAUGUGCAGAGCACUGUACUAAGCGCUUAAUAUCCCUGUCCAUAUGUCCAUCCCUGAUCUCCCCCUUUCCCGCCCCCGUACAGUUUUCUGGGGUGUAGGCCAAGAUGUAUGCUUAAUCUUGUUUUAGAAGCGUGGAAGCCACCCGUAAGUACCUUGGGCUCCACAGAAAGCUGAUCUUAACCAGUAAAUUCCAAUUUUUUGAAAGGUUUUUACGGUUUUAGUGCAUUGGCUAGUUUUGCGUCCCCUGGGAAAUCAUGCAUUGAAGACGUCUGGUGGUUGUAUCACGUUAAACACGUAAUGUACCAUAGGAAUGCACUACAUGAAGGUAUGCACUGAAUAUGAAAUGUGAUCUCUAAGUCCUUAAUCCUGAUUUUAUAGAAAAGCAUAUUUCUUUUAGAAUAUCAGAAUGCACAUAGGGAAAUUGUAAUUCAUUCCCUAGAGAUUAGUUGACCUGCGUGAAUCUUGAGUAACUUCUCAUUUUUUACUAUGAAUGGAUACGUUUAAUUGCUUUCUCCUUUAGCAGCGUUGACUACAGCACUCACAAGGCACCCCCACCCCCGACUGCCUGUAUUAAUUUAUAAGAUGAGAACCUUUAAUCCAACUAAACAUAGUGGAUUUUUUUUCCCCCAGACUGGGUGUUUGGAGGGGAGCAGUUGGUAUUUUUGCCUCUGUAGUUUGUAACGUUAUUCCAAGGAUCACCAGCUACUAAAAGAAAACCCGAUGAACUGAUUCCAUGAGACAUAACAUAUACUUUUUACUAAUUAUCUUAGGAAAAAAAAAACUUAUUAUGCAUCUCAAUUACUUUCUGUUCAAGAUUAAAAGAAAUCAAAUCUCCUG
Messenger RNA from Tachyglossus aculeatus (Australian echidna), 3503 nucleotides. RefSeq names its product ATP binding cassette subfamily D member 3 (gene ABCD3). The coding region runs from base 12 to 2033 and encodes 673 amino acids. The transcript has 23 exons. Gene Ontology annotation, cellular component: peroxisome; peroxisomal membrane. Gene Ontology annotation, biological process: long-chain fatty acid import into peroxisome; fatty acid beta-oxidation; very long-chain fatty acid catabolic process. Lineage: Eukaryota; Metazoa; Chordata; Mammalia; Monotremata; Tachyglossidae. The record is from RefSeq and is a predicted model, not a curated record. Gene Ontology annotation, molecular function: long-chain fatty acid transmembrane transporter activity; ATP binding; ABC-type transporter activity.